Molecule: messenger RNA, 2184 nt
Organism: Ostreococcus lucimarinus CCE9901
Lineage: Eukaryota; Viridiplantae; Chlorophyta; Mamiellophyceae; Mamiellales; Bathycoccaceae
Exons: 1
Coding region: 1-2184 (727 amino acids)
Molecular function (GO): protein binding
Source: RefSeq, a predicted model, not a curated record
AUGGAGGUGCGGCUACGUCGAGCGGAGCUGCGGAAGGUGGAUUUAGAGCUGAAAUUAGCGAACAGCUUUGAGAAGGUUGAGUUGGCGAGACGCGCGCUGGAGGAAGCGCGAGCGAUUCACGAAAUGUAUAAAGUUGAAUUCGAAGACGCCCAGAAAGAGUUUGAAGAGCAGCAAGAGCUGGUGUACGAAGAGCUCGAGCGAAGGGAAGAAGAAGCAAAAGCGUUACAAAUGGCGUCGAUGCAGGCGGCUGCGAUCAAGCGUGCGGACGAGUGCCGCCAACGCGCAGACGCCGCGUUCAAACGCGGCGACAUCGGCGAGGCAGAACAGUUGUAUUCUCACGCCAUCGCAGAGCUCGAAGUGAGCGGGAUAACGUUGGUCGACCCAUCUCAUCUUUGGUUACGAAUUAAUCGCGCGACGGCUCUAUUUGCGCUCGGUCACGUUCGUGAAUCGCUUUCAGAAUGCGAGCUCGUGCUGAAAGUUGACUCCAAUCACAUUCGAGCGCUUUCGCGCGCUGCGAAAUGUUGUUUGAACCUUGAGGAGUUAGAGCGAGCGGAGCGCUACAUAGAGUUCAUAUCGUUAUCUCCGGCAGCAGACUCAGCAGAUUUGAAAGACGCGUUGUCGCAAAAAUCUACACUCAUUCGCGCCUUCGUUGAGCGAGACAAAGUGGCUGGUAACGAAGCGUUUCGAGACGACGAUUUCCACACCGCGGCGCGAUUGUACUCUUCGGCGUUGGAUUCCUUGGACUCGAUGUAUCUUUCAGACGUUGCAAAGGUCAAGGUUGGCUUGUUAUCGAAUAGAGUAGCGGCUUUGAUGAUGCUGGGUAACCCUCUUCAGGCCGCUGAAGACUGUUGUGCGGCGUUGAAGAUCGACAAAGCGCACCUCAAAGCUCAAGUUCGUCUGGCGAGAUGUUUGUUACAGCUCGGUCAAUUCGACGAGGCGCGUCAAGAGGCGUCCGAUAUUCUUAGUAACGGCGUGUCCACUGCGGAGCAACAAGUUGAUGCGCAGCAAGUGAUAGAUGACGUGGAUCGCACGCAAGAGCUCGUCAACGAUAGCGCAGAGCAACUGUGGCAGAUUGAAGACAACGGCGACGAAAGUGUCGACGCACACAGCGUCUUGCGAGUCCUCGACGAAGCUAAAGUCUUCGCGCCGCAUUCGACCAUGAUUAAAACUUUCAGAGCUGAAGGUUUGCGAUUUAUCGGAGAAAUUGCCGCCGCCGCGAUACUCGUCAAAGACGCUCCAAUUCAAGAUGUUCGCGGGCUGUGCGUACGGGCGAGAAUCGCCUUUGAGUUGGCGAAUGUAUCCGAUUGUUUAGAUAGUUUGAAACCAUUGAUUCCCGCGCUUGACCUGUAUGCUGGACGCGAUGCUUCUCAUUGCGUGACCUUCGAAGAAGUGUUGACGCCUGAUGAAGUACUGAAGCAGAUACCAAAUCCGGCAUCACUGCUUCAGAUUCUAGAGCAGGUGUGUCAAAUAAAUGAAUUGAAAGAGCGAGGAAAAGAAGCGUUUGGCGACGCGAAUUACGACAAGGCAAUUUCACUAUACACCGAGGCGUUGGGUCUGUGUAAAAAUUCAGACACGCUCCAAGCGCUGUUUUUAUCAAACAUUUGCGCAUGCGAACAAGCCACGGAACGCUAUGUCGAUGCAUUGGCUUCAGCAGGUGCGGCGUGUGCACUUGCACCAAAGUAUGCCAAAGCGCACGCACGACUUGCUGCAAUCUACACUGAACUCGACAUGGUUUCCGACGCCCAACAAACUUACGAGGCACUUCUCAUCAUGGGAUUAUCAGAGGAUGAGCGUGUGAAAGUUGAGUCGUACUUGAUGACGAUCACUGGGCGAGUGAACGCCGAGACGCCCGUAAAUUGGCGCAAACUGCUCGGCGUAGGUCCAAAGCCGUCGAAAGACGUGUUAAAGAAGAAAUACAGGCAGCUCGCACUGAAUCAUCAUCCGGACAAAGCAUCACGUGGAUGUGCAUCCGCAACACUUGCAAAGGCUCGUGUUGUUGUCUCCAGUAAGCUCUUCAACUUGAUCAGCGAAGCAUACAACAUCCUGAACAAUGACAACGCCGUCAUUAAGUGGGAAAACGCGCGAGUGCGAGCGCAGUACAAAUCGUCGCGGCCUUGCAACGAGUCGCCAACGUAUGCACGUGCGCCUUUCGGUGACUCGAACGAAUUUUACUCAAGAUAUUGA